Drosophila kikkawai is the source of this 560-nucleotide messenger RNA. RefSeq names its product Sting-regulated gene 1 (gene Srg1). The record is from RefSeq and is a predicted model, not a curated record. Lineage: Eukaryota; Metazoa; Arthropoda; Insecta; Diptera; Drosophilidae.
AAACAUUCAAAGAUGCAGUUGCCUGCUGUGAUACUAGUGCUAGUCUUGGCCGGAGUGGCCCACUGCCGACCCACUUUUGAUAGAAUAGCCGAAGUCCUGCUGAACGCCUUAGAUGACCCACAGCCGCACUACCAUCAGCCAGUAAGGCCACUGCCAGGAGAACGCUAUCCGUAUCCACACCCCGGCCCGGGGCCACUUAUCCAAGAGGGCUACGAGCACGGCUACGACUACCACUAUGGCGGAGGAUAUGGCUACCAGGGCUAUCAGCAGGAAGCACACCCGGGCUACUCAGGAGGAUACUAUCCACAACGUCCGCCAGUACUCCCACCUGCGUCGUACUAUCCGCCGCCGCAAUCCUCGCGUCCUGGCUACUACGCACACCAACCAGCAGUGCCCACACCCGCUCCUGGCGGCUACUAUAAGGAUCAAUACGGCGGCGGCUACAAGCAGCGAGGUUACUAGAGUUCACAUAUGACCCACAAUCCCCGCCCAUCCAAUCAUCUGCUAUGUCAUCUGUUUGUUUUUCUGUAAUUUAUUAAAAAAUUCGUGAGUUUCGUCAA